Messenger RNA from Rotaria sordida, 3319 nucleotides. The record is from the annotation of a GenBank genome assembly. Lineage: Eukaryota; Metazoa; Rotifera; Eurotatoria; Philodinida; Philodinidae.
AUGCGUACUGCACUUAAUAUUCAAGCACCAGUUAUUUAUGAAGAACUAUAUUCUGUUCAUGGUGAUCAAGCUCCUUGUCUUAGAACAGUUGAAAGAUGGUGUAGACGAUUCCGUGAAGGUCAAGAAGAACUUGAAAACGAAGUACGACCUGGUAGACCUAUUACUGAAACAACUCCUGAAAAUAUCGAACAAGUCCAUCUGAUUAUUGAUGAUGAUCCCUGUAUUACAAUAGAAGAAGUGCAAGAUCAAACUGGUUUAAGCUACGGUACUACUCAGCGGAUCAUCACCGACCAUCUACAGCUUACCAAAAUUACCGCUCGUUAUUUACCGAAGCAGCUUACUGAUUUCCAACGGAAUGAACGAGUUCGAAUAUGUCAACAAAAUUUAGCAAAAUUUAGAAAUGGCACAUGGCGUUUAUGUAAUGUGGUGACAGGCGACGAGUCGUGGUUUUAUCACAAGCAAAUUGGUCGAAAGUCAUCAAAUGCUGCUUGGGUGGCAAGAGGUGAUCCUCCGCCUACAAUAAUUCGCCGCAACAAAUUUGCUCCUAAAACAUUAUUUUCCAUCUUUUUCAAAUCAACUGGUCCGCUUUUGAUUUAUCAUGUGGAACGGGAGCAAACUAUCAACCAUCAAUAUUACAUCGCCAAUUGCUUGGAACCUCUUUUAGAGAAAAUCAGGCACCAACGGCCCUCAUAUGGCACAGAUCAUAUUAUACUUCAUCAAGACAAUGGAAGGCCGCAUGUUCAAAAGAAUGUGUCUGAUUACCUUGAAUCGGAAGCCAUUACAACAAUACAACAUCCACCCAAUUCUCCUGAUUUAUCACCAUGCGACUUCUGGUUAUUUGAUUUAAUCAAACGAAAUUUAAGCGAUCAUAACGAUGCCCAAUCAUUACAUGACGCUAUAACUGAGUUUAUGUACUCUUUGGAUAAAGAGGAAUAUAAAAAAACGUUUGAUAAAUGGAUUGAGAGAAUGCAGUUGUGUGUGGAUGAUCAAGGUCAUUAUUUUGAACAUUUGAUGAAAUAAAGUUUUGUUGAAUUUGCUUGUAUCUCACUUUCGUUCGAUCAACAUUCUUCUUGUAUAUUCUAAUAAGAAUAUGUGACAAAACUCCAUAACAGAUGAGAAAAGAAGAAGAUGGAAGAAAACAUAAAAGAAGAACAGGGAAAAAUCAAAAAUUGUACAGAAAUGGAUGAUAAUAUCACGUAAUACCAAAGUUAAGUUUCAUACAAAAAUAGUUCUGCUCGGAAUUUUAUUAGUAUAAUACUAGUUGGAUAGUGAUGAAAUAGUAUAGAAAAAUAGAGCUUCAUUUUCUCUAUCAUCCUAUAAAAAAAGAAUUUUUUUUUGACCCUUUUAUAAGGUAAUGAUAUGGACGCGACAUUACUUUUGGAUAGACCUAAGUAUAUAUAUAUAUAUAUAUAUUAAAUUUAAUGAAGAUUCUAAAAACUUUCAGAGUGACCCACGCACAACAUUAUUAGUACUUUUUCUUAGGUUUCUGCGAAACAAUAAAUUAUCAGGAGUUCGAUAUAAAUUACUUAAUAGGAAGCAAUAUUGGUAUCUCUUGUUUUAAAGUCAUAUGCUAGAACAAAAGAGUGGUGAGUUCGAUUUAAGUUUAUAAAUUCGAAGUUAUGUUUAUACCACUUCUUCCCGGUUCACAUGAGAAAAUGAAUACUAGUGAGUUCGGUAUUCAUUAAAGAAUAGAUAACACUAUUCACAUGUUUGUUUUUUUAGAUUUUUGCAGUACAAUGAAUUAUGAUGAGUUUGAUGUAAAUUACUUAAUAGAGAAACAAUAUUGAUGUUUCUUGUUUUACAUUCACGAGACGGAAUAAAAGAAUAUUGAGCUCGAUUUAAAUCUAUAUAUUAAAUAUGUGACUUAUACCUCUUGUUUCAGGUUCACAUGAUGAAAUGAGUACUGGUGAGUUCGAUACUAAUCUAUUAAUAGAGAAUAUUAGUCAUAUUUCUUUUUUAGUUGUUUGCGAUAGAAGUGAUGAUGGUGAGUUAAAUAUUAAAUAACUAAUAGACUGCCAUAGUAAUACUCUGUUUUAUAUUCAUUUGACAGAGUAAAAAGAUGAUUAGUACAAUGUAUUCCUACAAAGUAAAAGUAUUGUUUAUAUAUUUUUUUUAGGUUCGAAUGAUAAAAUAUGUGAUUUUAAGUUCGAUAUUAUUCAAUCAAGCGAAAACAUUAUUUAUAUUCGUUUGUUUGGUUUUUGCAAUAUAAUAAUUAAUGGUGCGUUCGGUAUGAGUUAAGUAACAAGUAACGCUCGUCGGUUAGGCUUGCUUAGCCCUCGACUGAAGAGUUAAAUUUAUUUACAUAUCAUUUUAUUUUAUUUUGUUUCUCUGAGAUAACUGAUCGUAACAUCAGAUGUAACUGAGUAUACGUGUUACAAUGCGAUGAUCCUAAUCUGUAACAGUAUAGUUAACUUAGAAUUUUAAUCAUUCUCAGAAUUAAAAUCGCGACUUUCCUCGACUGCUUAUAGAACAAAACGUUUUCAAAAAUAGGGUGUGGGUGUGGGUGUGGGUGUGGGUGGGGAUGGGGGUGUGGGUGUGGUUGUGACAUGUGCGUGUGGGUGUGGGUGCGAAUAGAAGGAAGAGAUACAUCGACACCCACACCCACACCCUUUCGAGGGUAUAUAUGUUGUUAUAUCGAUACAUGGUCUCGAUACAUCGUAGUACAUGGUGGUACAAGGUGGUACAUGGUGAUACAAGGUGGUACAUGAAUUCUAGAAGUCUAGGUUUUUCGGGGGUAUAUAUGUUGUUAUAUCGAUACAUGGUCUCGAUACAAGGUGGUACAUGGUGGUACAUGGUGAUACAAGGUGGUACACGAAUUCUAGAAUUCUAGGUUUUUGCGGAGUAUAUAUGUUGUUGUAUCGAUACAAGGUGGUAUAUGAAUUCUAGAAUUCUAGGUUUUUGCGGAGUAUAUAUGUUGUUGUGUCGAUACAUGGUCUCGAUACAAGGUGGUACAUGGUGGUACAAGGUGGUACAUGAAUUCUAGACUUCUAGGUUUUUCUGGGGUAUAUAUGUUGUUAUAGCGAUACAUGGUCUCGGUACAAGAUGGUACAUGACGGUACAAAGGGGCACAAGGUGGUACAAGGUAGUACAUAGUCAGCUGUGAACGGGGUGGUACAAGUUGUACUCGUACUUGCGCAGCCCUCACCAGGGAAGUCCCCCAACUGUCAAAUUGCUUUCGAGUCGGGAGUGUAUGCAUAAUGUAGGUCCUAAUGAGCUAUGAAUACUCUGAAAAGGAUUCGUGCUGCUAGCUUAUUGCUGCCGAGAUAUUGCAUUUUUACGGUAUUUUUAAAUAGAAAGCCGUAGUCUCCGUCAGGAACAC